Molecule: messenger RNA, 1422 nt
Organism: Eriocheir sinensis (Chinese mitten crab)
Lineage: Eukaryota; Metazoa; Arthropoda; Malacostraca; Decapoda; Varunidae
Product: DNA-directed RNA polymerase II subunit RPB1-like
Exons: 1
Coding region: 1-1422 (473 amino acids)
Source: RefSeq, a predicted model, not a curated record
AUGUACACACUCACGGAGAAUCACAACCCUGACUCUCCCAUGUACACACUCACGGAGCAUCACAACCCUGACUCUCCCAUGUACACACUCACGGAGAAUCACAACCCUGACUCUCCCAUGUACACACUCACGGAGAAUCACAACCCUGACUCUCCCAUGUACACACUCACGGAGGACCACAGCCCUGACUCUCCCAUGUACACACUCACGGAGGAUCACAACCCUGACUCUCCCAUGUACACACUCACGGAGGAUCACAACCCUGACUCUCCCAUGUACACACUCACGGAGGAAAACAGCCCUGACUCUCCCAUGUACACACUCACGGAGGAAAACAGCCCUGACUCUCCCAUGUACACACUCACGGAGGAAAACAGCCCUGACUCUCCCAUGUACACACUCACGGAGAAUCACAACCCUGACUCUCCCAUGUACACACUCACGGAGGAAAACAGCCCUGACUCUCCCAUGUACACACUCACGGAGGAAAACAGCCCUGACUCUCCCAUGUACACACUCACGGAGGACCACAGCCCUGACUCUCCCAUGUACACACUCACGGAGGAAAACAACCCUGACUCUCCCAUGUACACACUCACGGAGGAAAACAGCCCUGACUCUCCCAUGUACACACUCACGGAGGAUCACAACCCUGACUCUCCCAUGUACACACUCACGGAGGAAAACAGCCCUGACUCUCCCAUGUACACACUCACGGAGGAUCACAACCCUGACUCUCCCAUGUACACACUCACGGAGGAAAACAGCCCUGACUCUCCCAUGUACACACUCACGGAGGAAAACAGCCCUGACUCUCCCAUGUACACACUCACGGAGGAUCACAACCCUGACUCUCCCAUGUACACACUCACGGAGGAAAACAGCCCUGACUCUCCCAUGUACACACUCACGGAGGAAAACAGCCCUGACUCUCCCAUGUACACACUCACGGAGGAAAACAGCCCUGACUCUCCCAUGUACACACUCACGGAGGAAAACAGCCCAGACUCUCCAUGUACACACUCACGGAGGAAAACAGCCCUGACUCCCAUGUACACACUCACGGAGGAAAACAGCCCUGACUCUCCCAUGUACACACUCACGGAGGAAAACAGCCCUGACUCUCCCAUGUACACACUCACGGAGGAAAACAGCCCUGACUCUCCCAUGUACACACUCACGGAGGACCACAGCCCUGACUCUCCCAUGUACACACUCACGGAGGAAAACAGCCCUGACUCUCCCAUGUACACACUCACGGAGGAAAACAGCCCUGACUCUCCCAUGUACACACUCACGGAGGAAAACAGCCCUGACUCUCCCAUGUACACACUCACGGAGGAAAACAGCCCUGACUCGCCCAUGUACAGUGCAUACGUGUGCCUUUCGACUGUAAAAGCAACUAUCGUAGUUAUGGCGUGA